This is a messenger RNA of Saimiri boliviensis boliviensis (Bolivian squirrel monkey), 1947 nucleotides long. RefSeq names its product keratin 76 (gene KRT76). NCBI's taxonomy places the organism in Eukaryota, Metazoa, Chordata, Mammalia, Primates, Cebidae. Gene Ontology annotation, biological process: intermediate filament organization; keratinization. Gene Ontology annotation, molecular function: structural constituent of skin epidermis. Gene Ontology annotation, cellular component: keratin filament. The record is from RefSeq and is a predicted model, not a curated record.
AUGAACAGACAAGUCUGCAAGAAAUCCUUCAGUGGCGGGAGCCAGGGUUUCUCUGGCUGCUCUGCCGUGGUCUCCGGCAGCAGUAGGAUGAGCAGUGUAGCCCGCUUUGGGGGAGCUGGCGGAGGGGCCUGUGGCUUCCGGAGUGGAGCAGGCGGCUUUGGCAGUCGCAGCCUCUACAACCUGGGUGGCAACAAGAGCAUCUCCAUCAGCGUGGCCGCUGGCGGCUCCCGGGCUGGUGGCUUUGGUGGAGGGCGUAGCAGCUGUGGCUUUGGAGGUGGUUAUGGAAGCGGCUUUGGGGGCAGCUAUGGUGGUGGCUUUGGUGGUGGCAGAGGAGUAGGUAGUGGCUUUGGAGGGGCUGGUGGCUUUGGAGGGGCUGGUGGCUUUGGUGGCCCUGGUGGCUUUGGUGGGCCUGGCAGCUUUGGGGGUCCUGGUGGCUUUGGCCCUGGGGGCUUUCCUGGGGGAAUUCAGGAAGUGACUGUCAACCAGAGCCUCCUGCAGCCCCUCAAUGUGGAGAUCGACCCCCAGAUUGGGCAAGUAAAGGCCCAGGAGCGGGAGCAGAUCAAGACCCUCAACAACAAGUUUGCCUCCUUCAUCGACAAGGUGCGGUUCCUGGAACAGCAGAACAAGGUCCUGGAGACCAAGUGGGAACUGCUCCAGCAGCAGACCACAGGCUCCGGCUCAGGGCCCAGGAGCCUGGAGCCUUGUUUUGAAUCCUACAUCAGCUUCCUGCGCAAGCAGCUGGAUUCACUUCUAGGGGAGAAGGGGAACCUGGAGGGAGAGCUGAAGAACAUGCAGGACGUGGUGGAAGACUUCAAAAAGAAGUAUGAGGAUGAAAUCAACAAGCGCACUGCGACGGAGAAUGAGUUUGUGGGGCUCAAGAAGGAUGUGGAUUCGGCUUUCAUGAACAAGGUGGAGCUGCAGGCCAAGGUGGACAGCCUGACAGAUGAAGUCAACUUCCUGAGGACCCUCUAUGAGAUGGAGCUGUCCCAGAUGCAGAGCCGCGUCAGCGACAUGUCUGUGGUUCUGUCCAUGGACAAUAACCGCUGCCUGGACCUGGACAGCAUCAUUGCCGAGGUCCGCGCCCAAUACGAGGAGAUCGCCCAGAGGAGCAAGGCUGAGGCCGAGGCCCUGUACCAGACCAAGCUUGGGGAGCUGCAGACCACAGCUGGCAGGCACGGGGAUGACCUGAGGAAUACCAAGACUGAGAUCAUGGAGCUCAACAGGAUGAUCCAGAGGCUACGGGCUGAGAUUGAAAAUGUCAAGAAGCAGAAUGCCAACCUACAGACUGCAAUUACAGAGGCUGAGCAGCGUGGAGAGAUGGCCGUCAAGGAUGCCAAUGCCAAGCUCCAAGACUUGCAGGCUGCCCUACAGAAGGCCAAGGAUGACCUGGCUCGGCUCCUGCGUGACUACCAGGAGCUGAUGAACGUCAAGCUGGCCCUGGAUGUGGAGAUUGCCACCUACCGCAAGCUGCUGGAGGGAGAGGAAUGCAGGAUGUCUGGAGAGUGUCAGAGUGCCGUGUGCAUUUCAGUGGUCAGCAAUGUCACCAGCACAAGUGGAAGCUCUGGCAGUAGCCGUGGAAUUUUUGGAGGGGUCAGUGGCAGUGGCAAUGGUGGCUACAGAGGCGGCAGUAGCAGCGGCGGCUAUGGAGUCAGUGGCGGCGGCAGCAGUGGCUAUGAAGGAGUCAGUGGCGGCAGCAGCAGCGGCUACAGAGUGGUCAGCAGUGGCAGCACCGGGGGCAGGGGCAGCAGUGGGGGCUACCAGAGCAGCAGUAGUGGCAGCAGGCUCGGUGGUGCAGGUAGCAUCUCCGGGAGCCACAGUGGAAUGGGCUCCAGCUCUGGCAGCGUCCAGACUUCUGGAGGCAGUGGCUACAAGUCUGGUGGUGGAGGCAGCACCAAUAUCCGCUUCUCCCAGACCACCAGCUCAAGCCAGCAUAGCUCCACCAAGUGA